CAUCUAUUUCAAGGAAGUUACUUCAUCGUAAUUCUAAAGAGUCAGUUUGAUUUUAUUAGAUUGGGUCUCAAGCGCUGUGUUAUCAGAAAACAGUAGGAGGAGGGAAAUGCAUCAUUGGCAGAAAUAAGAUGGAAAAGUAAACAGUUAACCUCAUCCGUGUGACACUUAAUAGAACUUGGGCUUUGCGGUAGCAUUCCCAUAAUGCACACAAUCUGUUUAGAGAAACACUAGGAUGUAGGUUUUUAGAUUUUUCCAUCUUCGACACUUAGUUACUCCAAUUUUCACUGUUUUGCCUUUUAGCAAUAACAUUUUAACCUUAUUUUCAAAUUUGUCACAGUAUUGAGUAUACCACUUUGGCCUUCUCCAACUAUUUAACCCUUCCUGAAGUUUCCUUGAUCCAUUUCUAUUUCCUCAAUUUGAGACAUUUAUUGGCGGAGGCAGCCUAAGCUUGAUUUAUUUGGUGAUCAACAAAUAUUCAUUUACUACUUGCACAAGGCUAACGUAUUUACAGCCCAACAACACAGCCUUGUGGAUUUGAAGGACGCUCUUUGUUAUGAGAAUAAUGAUCUGAAUUGCGGAAUCACCACUAAAAGUCACCCGGCAGUUCGCAGCUACUUCGUGAUGACGUACGAAGGCAGUAGGGGUACUGACGUCAGACGCAAGGUUGUGCGUGGCUGCCUUGGUAAUACAAUGAGUGGUUUGUGUUAAUGGCGCUUCCUGUGUUUGGGUCUUACAUGGAGUCACAAAGCGAUGAUCACUGGGCCCGGGUGCAUUGGUUCGAAGGGAGCAAGCGGACGGGUUUUAAGGGUAGAAGAUUGUAACCGGGCCGGUCCUGUGGGGCAGAAGAUAAAGUCGGUAUACGAAGUGUAAAGAGGCUGUGCAGAAGGGCGAGGGCUUUGUGCUGCGGGCUGGUGCCUGUGAGAAACUCCUGAAAUUCCUCUUCCAUGGGAUUCAAUUUUAUGCAGCUUGCUAUCAGAUGGGAAUCAGAAGAUCUUGAACUGCCAAGGUCAGGAAAUGGCAAUCAUUGUGAAAUCAGGCUCUCUAGUAACAGCCAAUUGGAUUAACUCUGUGGAAGCCCGGGAAUAUCUGGCUAGCAUUUUACGUAAAAACAAGAGGAAAGUGUUUGGAUUACUUGAGCGGCCAGUGUUCUCUCCACAGUCAGCACCCGAUAUUGCCAGUUACAAGAUCUUUGUGUCUGGGAAGAGUGGUGUUGGGAAAACAGCAGCAAUUGCUAAGUUUGCUGGUGUAGAAAUCCCCAGCCUUCAUCAUGAGACGACAGGAAUUCAGACAAGGACUGUUUAUUGGCCAGGAAAGCUGGUGGAGAGUGGUCGAGUGAUCAUGUUUCGCUUUCAGUUUUGGGAUUGCAGUGAAGCUUCCCUGAAGAAGUUCGACCACAUUCUUGCGGCCUGCAAGGACAAGGCUGAUGCAGUCCUGUUCUUGUUCUCUUUCACUGAUCGAUCAUCAUUUGAUGAUUUACCUAGCCAAAUGUCACGCAUCCUGCAUGAUUCUGAGAAGGUUGUGAAAAUUAUUGUUGGCACUAAAUUUGACCAAUACAUGCACACCGAUGUCACAGAGCGGGAAGUUCGUGCUUUCCAGCAGACAUGGCACCUGCCUGUCUACAAAAUUAAGAGCAUCAAUGGCCCACGGUUGUCAGAUGGAAAAACUCUCGAUGGCAAAGUGGGACUUCUGGAGGUAGAGCACAUACUGAAUGGAAUAGCGGAACAUCUCUGGUACCAAGAUCAAGUGACAGCAGGACUUGCCCCUGCUGUGCACCACCACUGAGAGCCAACAGUCCUUUCUGAGCUCACUGCAGACUCUUGCCUGAUGACAUUCUUAAUCUUUGUUUGUUCACAGGUACUGACUUGUACUUGUUCGACUGAAUAUGUUUGAUUGGCACCACAGCUGCUUUAAUCAGCACUCAGAAUUGUGUGUUAAUUUCCUCCAUUCUGUGAGGCAUUGGCAUUUAAUCAACUUUCUGAGGAAGGAAAGCUAAUUUCAUUUCAAGGUAACAAUGUGACAUCAAACUUAGGCUAUGUCCACACUACACCGGAUAAAUCUGUAACCAAAGUUUUCUCUCUUCGUUUUUACCCUCCGUCAACACUAAAAAGGCGUUUUCGUCCCCCCGAAACCGGAGCUUUUCAGAAACACUUUCCAGGGUGGGUGUUUUUGAAAACGCUGCUCAGGCAGAUCAGUGUGGACGGGACAACCGGAGACUUUUGAAAACGCUGUCAGACGGCAGCGCGCUAUUGCAUUGUUUUCUUGAACACAACCUAACAAUUUCAGAAGAAAUGGCAAUGAGACUGAAGCCAGAAGAGUUGGAAAUGUACUCACCAAAUACUUUGACCCAUAACUUACUGAAUAAAUAAGUAUACUCAC
This is a messenger RNA of Hypanus sabinus (Atlantic stingray), 2376 nucleotides long. It is a transcript of the gene cplane2, whose product is annotated as ciliogenesis and planar polarity effector 2. The coding region runs from base 1015 to 1782 and encodes 255 amino acids. The transcript is spliced from 6 exons. Lineage: Eukaryota; Metazoa; Chordata; Chondrichthyes; Myliobatiformes; Dasyatidae. Gene Ontology annotation, molecular function: GTPase activity; GTP binding. The record is from RefSeq and is a predicted model, not a curated record.